Molecule: messenger RNA, 3242 nt
Organism: Mobula hypostoma (lesser devil ray)
Lineage: Eukaryota; Metazoa; Chordata; Chondrichthyes; Myliobatiformes; Myliobatidae
Product: endoplasmic reticulum resident protein 29-like
Exons: 3
Coding region: 196-987 (263 amino acids)
Biological process (GO): protein secretion
Cellular component (GO): endoplasmic reticulum; endoplasmic reticulum lumen
Source: RefSeq, a predicted model, not a curated record
ACCUCUCUUUAAAAGCGUCAGUAAUAACCAAUUUCCUCAAUUCUGCUUCUCUUGCGCACUUCCCUCCCCGCGUGCGGCUAGCAUUGAAGACUUGCUCCGUUCUGUUUGUCGGAAGGAACUGCUUACGCUUUGGGGCUGGUCAGAACAAGGGGGCUGGUGCAAUUUGCAUGAAGCUCCCAUCCCCGAUAGGAUCACAUGGUGCUACUGCGAGAAGAACGGACGAUGGCGGUCGCCGGUAGCUGCUCUCUGCUCUUUCUAAUCGCGGGAUUCUUGCACCUUGCUGAACCCACCGGAGCCCUGCACACGGUGGGCUCCCUGCCCCUGGACUCGGUCACGUUCUACAAGGUAAUCCCCAAACUGAAGCAUGUCCUGGUGAAGAUUGACACACAGUAUCCUUAUGGAGAGAAGCAGGACGAGUUCAAGUUGUUAGCAGAAAACUCUGCUUCCAGCAAGGCCCUCGUGGUGGCUGAAGUUGGAAUAUCAGAUUAUGGUGAAAAGGAAAAUGCAGAGCUUGGUGUGAAAUAUAAUGUGGAAAAAGAUGACUAUCCUGUCUACCUGCUGUUCAGUAACGGGGAUUUGGAGAAUCCAGCCCGGUACACUGGGGAGAUUAAACAGGAAAACAUUCAGCAGUGGUUGAAAACUAAAGGUGUGUGGGUCGGGAUGCUGGGCUGCCUGGAGGAAUACGAUUUCCUUGCCCAGGAGUUCAGCGGCACAAGCAGUCAAGAAGAACGGCAGAAGAUCAUGGAGAAGGUGAAGAACAUGAUAGGGAAGCUGCCGGAGUCUGAGCAGAAGCUGGCAGAACAAUACUCCAAAAUUAUGAGCAAGGUCUUGGCGCAAGGCGACUCGUUUGUGAGCUCAGAGAUUGCGCGGAUUGGCAAACUGCUGGAGGAGAGCAAGAUGAGCUCGGCCAAGAAGACAGAGAUUCAGAAACGGCAGAACAUCCUGAGCUCCUUCCAGAUACCGAGUGUACCCAAAGAGGAGUUGUGAGGGGGACCUGGGUUCUGUUAAGUCUGGAGAAAGAAAGCUUCCUACUGUAAGUCAUGUUACUGCUGGAGUUGUCAGGAAAGGAGAGUCUUGCCUUCGGUAGCUCUCCCUUUCCCAAAUCCUGUCCCUGUCCCUUGCUAUGUAACAGCUACCCUCAGCUGCCACCUGGCAAGACCCACAUCGGGAGCAAGGGAGACAGAAGGUUACCAUCCCUUGCACUGUCCAUCCUUAAUCCCACCUCUCAGUCCUAGAGCAUGGAAGCCAAUAAUGUCAUGGCCCACCUCCUUACAAUCCCAUCCAACUCAGAACAGACUUGCAUUCAAUCUUGGCAUCUCAGUUUGGAAUGAUCGCAAACUGACAUGUAACUGCAACAGUCCCAAGUUCCUGUCCUUGAGAGGGAGCUUUCAGCAACCUUAUCUUCUUUCUUUGGCAGUACAUAGCACAAGGGACAGUCAAACAUCAUCACUUGACAUUUUCUUUGCUGUGCAGAGCUCCCAGUUGUGUGGUUGUACAGGAGCUACUUAACAGCAGUGCUCUACUGCAUUACGAUCUUCCAUACGGUGUUAUUGGUGGCUUGGGAUUGGUCACCUACAGUAAGGGGACGGCCGGUGACGCAGGCAGGCCAGCUGAGAGGAGGGGGUAACCAAUUGAAUCCAAAUUUAUUUUUCCCCCAAGCAUGUAAAAUUACGGUGAAUUUUACGCAAAUCUGCCCUUCAGCAGUGACAUGGUUAAGAGUUUUAAUUGUUUACAAGCAUUUUUACGAUUUUAAAUCUUAAAAAUACAUUGUUUCUGUAUGUUUUGUUGAACGUUUGCCGACACGUUUCAAACCAGGGCAGAGUUUGCCCUUCCAAAAGCCAAUCUCAUGCCAAGAAUGUUGCAGUGGGCUGUAUGCAAACUGAGGGCAGAAGUUAAAGGAAUAAGUUUGUAAAAGGGUGGUUCACUAACAACUGCAGAUGUUUUAGUUGUCUAGUUCUCCUCAUUUCCUCAGUGGUCACUUUAAUAGGUACACCGGCUCGCUAAUGCAAAUAUCUAAUCAGCCAAUCAUGUAGCAAUAUCUCAAUGCUCUGGCGUGGCAAUAUCUUUGAACAACAUUCCCUCAUGUUGUCAUUGGAGAGCAAGAGGAGGAACGGUACAGAAUCCCUGCUAAAGUCCAGGCUAAUUAUCGAAGUGUCACGAGUGAAGGCUGAUUUAUACUUGUGCGUACUAGCUUACGCUGUAGCCUACGCAAGUGGGCUACACCGUUGAGCAUUUAUACUUGUGCGUUGGUGUGUCUGCGUCGCUCUGCAAUUCACUGCCAAAACGCUAGCUGGCGGUGGGGUUUCUAUGCCACUGUGUUGAGUUUCUUCAUGUUGAAACUCAACACGAAGAAACUCAAGCUUUAAACAAUGGCAACUGAUACUGAAGGAGGGUGAAUUUUCUGUAUGUACAGUGAAGUAUCACUUAACAGAAUUGAGAAUUUUGAGCCAAGGUCGAUUUGUCAAAAAAAAAAUCGGCACGUCACACAUGCGCACACACCGGCCCGCACAAGGCUUCAUGGUCACGGUAGUCUUUCUCGGGGUAAACAAGUUUAAAGCGAGCAUCUUUUUUCGUAAAAGCGAAAUGUGUCCUCCAUAAUUUCGGAGGUCUGUAAAACUUUAUGGAAAGCAUUGCAGCCAGAGUUCCUUCCCUGCCCUUCAGUCACCCAAUGGGAAGCUAUUGCAGCAUAGGAGGAAAUGCGAUGCUACCAAGCGGACCAAUCACAGUUGUUUCGAUCUGCGUCGCCGCGACACAUAGUUACAUUUUGGGAGAGGUGUGCGUUAGACUAUGGCGUAGGGUUCGUGGCGAUGCCAUACCUACGGCGUAUAUUUGAUGCACAAGUAUAAAUCAGCCUUGAAGAACGUGUGCAAAUUUCCUCUCUCGCAGUAGAAGGCAGCCCAAUUUCAUUCCCUAGGUUUUCUCACUAAAUCGCAGAGACAGUCGUUUUACAGGACAGCCCAUCGACAGGGAUCUGUUGCCAGAACAAAAUCUGAAGUGACGUCAGGGUGAGGUAAGGAGUGCCCAAAUCCUAUUACAGACGCAUUCACAAAUUUAUUCUACUCUGUGGCAAUAAGUAAAAAUUUGGUACGAAUUUGGUAACAUCCAGUUUUUGCUCAAUUCUUAAUUAGAUUUUACUCUUUAAUUAGAUCUUCUUCCAACAAUCUAUCAGUGUUAUGAUUGUCCACAUGAAAACAAUUACUUGUGCUCUAAUUGUUUUAAAAAUGUAUUAAACUUGAUAAUUU